UCUGGAAAGCCAGGACAAACCACUAAUGAGAACAUCACGCUCCCCAACGUCCGCGGACGCAUUCCCUCCCUCCAAGCAUCCCGACUUCGCACAAUGAUGCUCGAAGCCUACCGCGACCCAUCUAAGAUUCUCGCACAUGCUUGUAGCUACGAUGGACUUUCUUCUCGCCUUGUCGAAGAGGCCGGUUUUCCUAUGAUCUUCCUUGCCGGAUACCCCUGCGCUAGCUCAUACGGAUUACCUGACACAGGCUACAUCGCCAUGGCAGAGAUGUGCGACAAGAUCCAAGAGGCUGUACGACAGGUAUCAGUACCAGUCAUGGCCGAUGCAGACACCGGUUACGGCAGUCCAAUGAACGUCAAGAGGACGGUGCAGUGUUUCGCAGAGGCUGGUGCGGCGGGCAUUAUGGUGGAAGACCAGACAUGGCCGAAAAGGUGUGGCCACACGAAAGGCAAAGCAGUCGUUUCGAGAGGAGAAGCAUUCGCUCGUGCGCAGGCUGCUUGCGAUGCUCGAAACGAAGGCAAAGACAUCUUUGUUCUUGCGCGUACCGACUCACUCAUUCUCGGUUGGGACGAAGCUAUGACACGUGCUAAGGAGUUCAAGCGUAUCGGUGUCGAUGCUGUAUUCGUCGAAGCGUUGCCCGACCGUGAAGCUAUGAGCAAGUGUGUCAAGGAGCUAGAUAUGCCUGUGUUUGCCAACAUCAUUGAGGGUGGUUUAACCCAGAACCUCUCUGCAAAGAGUCUCGCUGAGCUCGGCUUCUGUGCUGUAGCGUAUCCUUGGACACUGGUUGCGGCGAAACUGAAGAGCAUCCGUGAGACACUAGAAGCACUGAAGAAGAGCAUGACGGAGGGUGCGCCACCGAUGAUACUUUCUUACUCCGAGGUUUGUGAAGGUGUGGGGUUCAACAGAUACUGGGACGAGGAAGAAAGAUACAAGUACAAUGAAAGAGGACUUGUGAAUGGUGCAGUAACGACGAGUGGCACCAAUGGAACGAAUGGGCAUUGA
Macroventuria anomochaeta is the source of this 1002-nucleotide messenger RNA. RefSeq names its product methylisocitrate lyase. The transcript has 4 exons. NCBI's taxonomy places the organism in Eukaryota, Fungi, Ascomycota, Dothideomycetes, Pleosporales, Didymellaceae. The record is from RefSeq and is a predicted model, not a curated record. Gene Ontology annotation, molecular function: catalytic activity. The annotation marks the transcript as partial.